This is a messenger RNA of Chiloscyllium plagiosum (whitespotted bambooshark), 10601 nucleotides long. Lineage: Eukaryota; Metazoa; Chordata; Chondrichthyes; Orectolobiformes; Hemiscylliidae. The record is from RefSeq and is a predicted model, not a curated record.
UAGUCCCAGUGGCAGCGUGUUCCAGACUCCUCUGUGAAAAAGAAACUUGCCUGUCACAUCUCCCUUGAACUUGCACCGCUCUCAGAACUUUACAUGUUGUUGGUCCGCUCUCUUUCCCAAAGGAAAUUGAGUCAUUGCAUUGAGGUUUUUGAUGGACAAAAGGAGGCCACCCAGCAGUUUCUAGAAGAGAUCAACAAGUGGACAACGCAACAUGGUGUCUCUCCCCUGUCCUGGAACGCAGCAGUCAAAUUUCUAAUGGCCAGAAAAUUUGACGUUUACCGUGCCAUUGAACUAUUCCACUCAUACCGGGAUACAAGGUUGAAAGAAGGGAUUGUGAAGUUGAAACCACAUGAAGAGCCUCUUAGGUCUGAACUGCUGAGUGGCAAAUUCACCAUCUUGAAUGUUCGGGAUCCAUCAGGAGCAUCCAUUGCCCUCUUCACUGCCAAGUUACAUCAACCUAAUAAAACUCUGCAACAUGUGGUAUUGCAAGCCUUGUUCUAUUUACUUGAUCAAGCUAUUGAAAGUUUUGAAACUCAAAGAAAUGGGCUGGUCUUCAUUUAUGAUAUGGCUGGUUCUGCAUACACCAACUUUGAAUAUGACCUAAGUAAGAAAAUUCUUCACCUUUUGAAGGGCGCUUUUCCUGCUCGUUUGAAAAAAGUAUUCAUUGUUGGUGCACCUGUCUGGUUUCGAUUCCCAUAUUCUGUUCUAAGCUUGAUUCUUAAAGAAAAGCUUCGGGAAAGAGUGCAAAUGGUAAAGACACACGAGUUGAAACAACAUCUGCCCAGGGACUGCCUGCCCGAGCAUUUGGGCGGGGCAAUGAAACUAGACCAUUCCAGCUGGAACAAACAGUUUUUAACCUCUCCAAAUGGCCGCACUGACUCACUGGACGAGCUCAUCACAGGUUUCCCGCGGGAUGAAGUGUCCAUACAUGUGCCAGGACUGGAAGGAAUGACGGUGGAAGAACUGUUGGACCACGUCAAUACUGUUCAGAAAAGGGGAAUCUAUGAGGAAUACGAGGACAUCCGACGAGAGACCCCGCCAGGCACAUUCAACUGUUCAUUACAGCCCUAUAACCAGCAGAAGAAUCGAUAUGGGGAUGUGUUGUGCUUGGACCAAACUAGAGUGAAGUUGAAAUCCCUCAAUCAUGAUGAGAGGACAGAUUACAUCAAUGCCAGUUUCAUGGAUGGUUAUAAGCAAAAGAAUGCCUACAUUGGCACACAGGGACCUUUAGAAAAGACUUACAAUGAUUUCUGGAGAAUGGUAUGGGAACAACAUGUCCUUGUUAUUGUCAUGACCACAAGAAUUGACGAGAGUGGCAGGAAAAAAUGUGGUCAAUACUGGCCUCUGGACCAGAACACUCGGGGAAACUAUGGACUGAUUUCUGUCAAAAGCCUGGCAGUAGAAAGCUUUAAACAUUAUAACAAAACAACACUAGAGAUUCAGAAUGUAGAGUCCCAUGAGAGACGCCAGGUGAUCCACUUCCAGUACCUGAGCUGGCCAGAUUAUGGAGUCCCGUCUUCAGCGACAGCUCUCAUUGACUUUCGGUCAGCUGUCCGACAGCAGCAAGGUCUUUCUAUCCAAAGCCUGGGUAACCGGUGGAAGGGACACCCUGGAGGACCACCCAUUGUUGUCCACUGCAGUGCUGGCAUUGGGAGAACUGGCACUCUGUGCACUUUGGAUAUAUGCCUUUCUCAGCUGGAAGAUGUGGGUACUCUCAACAUAUACCAAACCGUCCGAAGGAUGCGAACGCAACGAGCCUUCAGCAUCCAGACUCCUGACCAGUACUACUUCUGUUACACAGCAAUUAUCGAGCAUGCUCAGAGGAAAAACCUACUGUCAGCCAAUCAUUAACGAGAGAAUCUCCUCCUCCCCUCUCCCCAACAUAGAUUAUAUACCACUUCUGCACACAUGCAGAUGAGCUCUACUAAUAUACUCCUCGUACAUCUGUAGACGUCCACCUUUUGUGAUUGUACAAGAUCCUAGAAUUAGUACUAGCCUUAACUACUUGGAUAGAACUUAUUUUACAAUGGUUUAAUGCCAUCGUACCAGUAGCCAUCUUCAUGGAGCAUAUAGACAUUUCCUGAAGAAAAUAUGUUACAAUUCACUUAUUCCAAUAAUGUAGCAUUAGAAAUAAAAUCUACGGUACAGGAGACAUGAGUGGUCAAUGAUAAAUGAAGGCGAUCAUUUUUGCAAAGACUGAAACCACAACCUUUAGACACCAUGUGGCUGGAAAUUGAAGUUCUGUAACGUGUCGUCUGUGGACCAGACUUCCUCCUUUUUCUGAAAAAGAAACUUGUUAAUGACAUACAAAAAGAAAAUAACAACAAAAAAAUUACCUCAAGCAUCAUCUGAGGGAUAGCAGAAAGCACCAAGUUGUACUUCUGUUACCUCGGGCCAUGAUUAACAUUGGGAGCGCCAGACGGACUCUUGACCCUGGAGGCAGUUCUCGUGUCAGUCUCAUUGACAAAGACAAGCUGGGGAAUGAAAUGUCAUCAGCCGAGCUGUGUAUUUGUCACUGAUGUCCGUGCCUGUGAGAUGAGUUUACUCUUUGUGCCUUCUUGCCUUUUAUUCGUAAUUGGGGCUGUAGUGCAUGCAGCCAAAGUGUUAUUCAAAACUUAACCUUUCUCUCAGGGGAACUUAUUUUUCUUCCCUUUAUCUUUCUCCAUCUCUCUCUUUUUUCCAUUUCUCUCAGUUGGAUUUGAUUUAAUUAAGGUUAUAAAACCAUAAUGGUUACCCAAACUGCUUUGAAAAUCUGCAACUCCACCUGUCUCCCAAAGGCUUUGUUCAAGCUGAACUUGAGAACAGAGGAGUUUACACAGCUCGGCAAUCCUCUUGCUUGUCACUGCCUCUGUUGACCCUUAAUGUAAGAUCUCCAUAUACAUCAACCUGAAACAGCCAGUCUGAUCUGAACUUUGCUAUAUGUCAGAAAUUUCUGUGGCAUUGUAAAUUUAUUGCAGCAUGACUUAACGCCAUGAACAAAUGACAGAACAAGUCCUGUAUUUUGAAUACAUUUAUGUGCAUACUGUUGGGUCAUUUUCUGCACCUGCCCAAAUUUCUUAGCUUCAGGAUUUCCAUUAUGAUGGAUGACAUUUCUCUGUAAUCUUUGAGUCGUGUCAUUGCUUUCAACAAUCAUGAAUUCUUGGCUUGUUUUUGUGUUCCUUUCCAAAGGGCAGAAUGUGGAAAUAAUCCUUGAGAGAUGGAUAAACCUGUGAGGCAAGUAUAAACCCUUCAGGUUGAUGCAACCAUAGAGAUAAUUGUCAGCUGACAGCAAGCAGUUCACUCCUCAUGGUGAAGUGAUCACACCAUUAGAGCCCUGUGAGGGGAAUCUAGGAUGAAUUCCAUGAUAGGAGUGCUCAAUAUUUUUCACUGUGUAUAGUUUUCAGAGAAAUAACAAGUGCUUUCAUUUACCACACAGUACCUUUCAAAUGAAUUAUAUUUUGCAACACUGAUCAAAUCUCUCUGCAUCCUUUGAAAUUUGAGGGCAAUAUUUAUGUUGUGCUACUUUACACAUGCAGUGCAUUUUCUUGUAUGUUUGUUAUUCAGUUUUCACUGUUUAGUUUGUGUCGGGAAGAACAAAGGCAAUGGAGCAAACUCUUGACUUUGAGGAGAUUGGUUUUCAGGUGUGUUGGGGUGUGGGGGGGGGGAGAGAUGUUCAGCAAAAACAGCCAUCACAGCCUUUAAUGGUUUUCCUGUUACAUUGUAUUGAUUUUCACACACAGGUUUAUAAGGGGUCAUUGUAACAGGACUGAAAUUGAUAGAUGGUAUGACUUUCGGAAUUGUAAGUUUAUAUGUGAACUAGUGAAUUGUAAGCCAAAAUAGUUAAAAUUAAUGGUUUAAUUCUAUUGUGUCAUUUAUUGCCUUAAUACAACAAUGUCAUGGAUAUUCUUGGAUGAUCUUGACUUAACUGAUAUGUGUCAUACAAAAUGGGUCCUAAUUUCCUUUGGAGAAUUGUCCUGUACUAAUUCACAAUUCAGUGAGCGUUUAGGUUCAGCCUUGCAUCAGUACUCUCCAUCACUCCCACCUAAAUGGGCUGUUAUCAUUCUUGAUUCCAAGGAUAUCCCAAAAUAGAAGUUGUGCUUCUGACUCGCAAGUGAAGACAUUGAGUUCUAAUUGAACUUUUACUUGAGGGAUUUUCAGUAGGUUGAUUUGUUGUAAACCCAUUGGUUGUGAGGAAGAAGCUAGUUCCCUCGCUCAAAUUUCUGCUGCAAAAUAUUUUAGAUUUUUGCAUGAAACAGUACAAUUUUACUUUUAAGAACCUCAAAGAGCAAAAAGGGAACAAACGGCUAUUUUUCUCAUUACUCAUUGUCCUCAACGUUGGAACAUUAGGCUGCCAUUCAGUAAGAUUAUGGCUGAUCUGUAUCCUAACUCCAUUCACUUGCCUUGGUUUAUGUCCCUUAAUGGCAUUGGUCAGCAAAAAUCUAGCGAUAUUAGAUUUAAAAUGAUUUUUUAAGAUGCAGUCAACUGCUUCAUGUUGGAAGAGAUUUCCAGACUACUACCACCUUUAGUGCAAAAAUCUGUUUUAUAACUUCUGAAAAGUUUUAAGAAGAGUCAUAGUGAACUCAAAACAUUAACUCCCUCUUUCUCCUGAAUUGCCUGGCUCUGAUUUUAAAGUUAUGUCCUUUGAUCUAGACUCGGCCUAUCAGCACAAAAUAAGUACACUAUCUACCCUUGCAAUCUCUUGUAAAAUCAUCCCUUACCUUUCAGUAUUCCGAUUUCAUGUAAUUUCUUCCCAUAAUUUAACCCUGAGUGUUUUGGGUGCCUGUACAGUUCCAAGAUUAAUAUAUCCUAUUUAAGGCAGAAUGUCUGAAACUGCACACAUACUAAAGUGUGGGUCUUUGUAUACCUCAAGCAAAGUUUCAUCCACUUUAUAUCCUACGUUGCUGAAUAUAAAGGCAGCAUUCCAUUAGCCUUUCUAAUUUUCUUUUGUAUCUGUUGUUUAUAUUGUAGAGGCCUGUGUAUGUGGAUCUCUUAAAUUUCUUUGGACUCACACUGGCUGUAGCUUUCAUUAAAUAAUAUUGAAGUAUUUCAACAUAACCUAUAUAGCAUUAAUCUACAUUUUGCACUCUCCUGUAACAGCAGUACCUGAACUGCAACCUCUUAAUGUUGCCAAUAUCUAAAUGACUUGUACGGAGAUUGCGUGUUUUCACUUGUGCAUCUCAUUUGCUGAUCUGUUUUAAUUUUUUGGAGUUUGGAAUUGAAUAUUUGAAUGUUCCUCACUGCUGGAUAAAUCCUUAGUUGCUCACAUGUACACAAAUGACUGGGAACAGAGAUUAAAACCUUAUGUGGUGCCCCCAGGAGUCAUGACCAACAAGGACUGCAAGUUUGAGCAUUCCUGUUGUACAAGUAUUUGACUCUGCAACUUUACCGCGAAAGCUAUUCCACUCGCUGAGUUCAGAGGUUUUCUUCCUUACCAGCUUGAACAUUGUUUAAUUGAUCAUUGCUGCUCAGCUUCUGAGUGAGGAGCAUGAACUAAUUAUGAGUUAUUGUUACUAUGUGUACAGCAGCACUCAAAGUGGAAACUCUCUUUAUUGUAUAGUACUUAGAUUUCUUUGAUCCAAAAAGAAAAUGCUGAACUUAAUACUCCAUAAGAAGCAAAUCUGGAAUUGAGUGUACAUCAGCCACCCAAAUGAUGAGGGAAAAUUUGUGAUAUCAUAACCCAUCAUGUAAACAAUUGAAUUGUAUGGGCUUUUCAGGAGGAAGGGAUAAACCUUGUUUUAUUUCAUGGUAACUAAUAGUCCCAAUUUGGCCUCACUAACAAUACUGGCUAAUGUACAUUGGUAGGCAUAGAUCAUAUUAUUAGUUGACACUUCAUUGCACGCAUGGGCCGUUAUGUAUAUCUCAGACAAGUGGUUUUUUGGUUUUGAUCCUGUUCCUGCAUCAACCCUGAUUUCCAGAACAAUGAGUUGCAGCCUAGAAUGGCAUAUGAAUGUGGAAAAAUGUUACCUGACUACUUAGGAGAAUAAAACAUUGGUCACAGAAUUGAGGAGUAAAACUCCUUCCCAUUGUGUGCUCUCCUUCUAUAAGCUGACAGUAAUGUUUUUGCAGUCCUUUGGAUCAUUUGAGCAAUAAUGUGACUGAGUCGACAUGUAUUGUUGGGAAAUUGCAUGUGGUCAUCUCAGGCUAUACUUCCCGAUGUUGUAAAGGUGAAAACAAACAAGGGGGAAAACAUGAGUUUGAUUAGACGAGCUGACAUUAAACUAAGAUGAAUGUGUUCAGGCUUAGAAUUGAACACUAUACUGGUAACAAAAGUGUGUUAGACCUUAGAGUUCCACAGCACAAAUAAACUAGUCAUUUUGGUUUUAUCAGCAGGUUUCUCCCCAACAUAUAGACUCAUCACCCUCAUACUUCCAACCAAAUUACUGAAAACCAAGAAUUUGAUUCAGCAACACUGAAGGAAUGGUGAUAUAUUUCCAAACGAACUUGUAUGUGGUGAUGAGCUUUUACAUCUCUUGGUCUUGUCCAUCAAAGUUAUGGUGGUCAUUGCUUUGGAAGGUGCAGAAAGUUUAGCUAGAUGUUGCAAUGAAUCUUGUAUUUAGUUAUAUUGCUGCUACUGUAUUGAGGAGAAAGCGAAUAUUUAAGUUAAUGAAUGGUAUGCUAAUCAAUAUUUUGUCCUGGAUAGUAUUGCUCUUCUUGAAUAUUGUUGGAGAUGUACUCAUUCAGGGAAGUAUGGAGUAUUCUUUGCACUCCUGCCAUAUCUAUAGAUAGCACCAGGCUUUGAGGAGUCAGGAGGUGAAUUACUGGUCAGAGAUUCCCAGCCUCUGACCUGUUCUUGUAACCAUAUAUUUGUAUGGCUAGUUCAGUUUCUGGUCAGUGGUAACCCAGUGUCCAGGCUGGUAAAUUCAGCAAUUUCUUGAACUUUAGGAGGAGACGAUUAGAUUCCCUGUUGUUGAAGGUGGUCAUUUCUGGUACUCGGGUACAAGAGCAAUUUAUCAGCUGAAGCCUUCAUGUUGUCCAGGUCUUGCUUCUUGCAGAUUCCUUCCUUCUCUGACGAGUUGCUGGUUUUGCUAAACAUUGCAUUCAGCAGUGAAUAUUCCCACUUCUGAACUUACAAUAGGUAGAAGUCUGUUGAUAAAGCAACUGAAGAUGGUUAAGCCUAGGGCACUACCCUGAAAAACUCCAGCGGAGAUGGCCUGGAGUUGAAAUAGUUGACUUCCAGCAACAGCAGCUGUUGUCUUUUGUGCUAGGUAUGAUUCCAAACAGUGGACAAUUUUCCCCAAAAUUCCCAUGGCUUCAAUUUUACUGAAUUUCUUGAUGUCACGUUGUUAAAUGUUGUCUGGACACACAUCAUAUUUGGAGUUCAGCUCUUUUAUUCACGUUUUGGCUAAGGUUGGAAUGAAAUCCAGUGUCAGAUGGCACUGGUAAAACAAAAACUGAGUGUCCGUUCACAGGUUAUUGCUUGAAUAUGUGCUGCCUGGGGGAACAGUCAACAAUAUCUUCUGUGCUGCUUUGCUAAUAAUCCCCAGUUUCCAGUAAUGGAUCUAUCUCUCCUCAUUCCAUCAAUAUGUCAGGCUGAUGCACUGUAACACUGCACAUUUUCCAGACCUAGACAUCGGAUUGUCAGCAAGGACCAACUUAGCCCUAAUCCUUGAUCACCUGUACUGUGUCUUGCAGCCAUUCCAACCCCAUAAAGACCCUGCUUCUCAACAUUUUUAUUUCCAAAUUCUCAUCCCACCUCAACUGAGGAUAGUCGCUAGUUGUCAAAUUAAGGUAACAAAAUAAAACAGUUUGAUAUAAAUAAUUUGGAUAUAAAGGGACUGUCUCUACAUGCCGCUCAAAAUAGGCUGAGAACAAAAUACUGGAGAAUGGCUUUUCCACUUUAUAGAUGUGUACGUGUGUGUGCCACCAUUUAUUCCUCAACCAACAUUUCUGAAACAGAUUGUCUGGUCAUUAACACAUUGACCUUUGUGGAGACUUGCUAUGCAACCCACAACAAGUGGACUGCAGUGAUUCAAGAGGGCAGCUCAUCACCACCUUCUCAAGGGCUAUCAAUGAUGGCCAGCCAGCAACGCCCAAGUCUCACAAAUGAAUUUGAAAAAAAUACAAAUAGGCUAUUAUCUUCCCUAUUUUACUACAGUGACUACACGUCCUUCAUUGGCUGUAAAGUGCUUUGAGAUUAGGGUGCUAAAUAAAUACCAGGUUUUUAAAAAUGUCUAUUCUGUGUGCAUGCAUCUAUUUGUCUACAUGGUAUUUUCUUCAUCAUGUUUCCUUCAGGAUUAAAGGUUGAUAAUACAGCUUUUGAUGCCAGUGAGAUUUAGAGCUCUGCUUUUGACAAGUGUGCUCAUUGUGACCAGCGAUUUUCCAACUCCAAAACUGGCCACUGCUAGAGGGUGUUAGAGUAAAUCUAUUAUGCUAACAUGUAACUCGUGCCCAGAGUUUAAGUAUUUGAAGUGUGUUUGCCUUAACACCUGCAAUAACUAUAUGGGUGAGUACUUGACAAUCGUUAAGAAACUGCUAAGCCUUUAGUUCUUGUAAUUUAUUACAAGUUGAGAUUGUAGUAGAUUCAUGGAGCAAAUAUACUGCUUAAUCGCAAAGUAUGGUAUAGAUCAGGGAAGCAAUUCAAACCAUCUAACCGAUCAUCCCAAAGAACGUCUAAGACCAAUUGCCAUAGCGAUCAACUGCUUUUUGAACUAUUCCUCCAUGACAUUGUGCUUAUUCCAGAAGUUUAUCUUCAUGAGUGGUUUCUAAACAGAAUCUAGAUAUAGUAGCCAUUUUGAACCUCUUCACCUGUCCAUAUGCUUGUGCCAUUUUGCUCAAUAGGGCAGUGUGAUCUUUAUUUUAUUUGCACUUGGAAUUAACAGUGACAAAAUGGUACAGAACAAAACUCUUCCAGCAACAUGCUUUGAAGAUGAUGCUGGAAUGCAGAAACCUGGAUUAAUUAAAUAAAGUUCAGGCUGGGUCUGUAUCAAAAACACAUUUUCUUGUCUUCACUUCCCACCCAGGCUAAGGGACAAGGGAUGUAUUGUUUUCUCAACAAUGCAUGUCAUCCGGACCCCAGUCAUCGUGUUUUAUUCUAGAAAACACCAGGAGGUGGGAACAAAAUAUCUAAUGUUUGUCUGCCAAAGUCCAGACUUGCCAGUUGUUAUUUUAAAGAUGUUUCAAACAACAGGAUGGACUUUUAAAUCAGUCUGUGAAAUACCCCACUGUUUGCAAGAGGUGCUGCUUGAAGCUAACACUGGUAUGUGCCAAGGAUUUGAGAUAGAACCAACAAAACAGUGGGAUUUCUCCCUAUCAGGUCCAUUUGGUCUCAUUCCUUUGUUCAUUUCCAGCUGUCCUUUAAACUCGUGUUUUCCAUUUUUUUAAUCAAUUUAUUUUGUAAAGGGUGUUACCAGUUCUGUUUCCACUACUGUUUUUGGAAGGACAAUCUAUUUCGUAAGAGUCUUUGAAUUAAAAUCACUUUCUAAACUUUUCUCAUUGUCCUUUUGGUGAGUGCCUAGUUGCCAAUUUACCAGCCUAGGGCAAGUGUCUUUUUUUUUCCUUAAUGAUCUGAUCAAGCUUCUCGUUUAGAGCACAGCUCUCUGCUCCCCCCUCAACCUUGCAGGUGCAAUGCUAACUGCCCCUUCUGCUGAGUUUAAUAUUCUCAAGAAUGUGAAUUUAAGCAGAUUUCAUCUUGCCCCUGUGCACUGAUGAGUUGAUUCUUUGUUCAUUUAGUCCAGGAAUAUUGAUAUUGCUCCGAUGUUGUUCUGAACAUUAAUGCAAGUCAUUGUUGAUUUGACAGUAGUUUGAUUGAAAUAUUGCGAAUAUUCAGAACAUAUCAAAGUAUUGUUCUUAGCACAUAUUCUGAGAUGAGCAACAUGACAAACCUGACCCACAAAUUAGUUUAGCUGAUGUCUUUCUACAAGCAAAACAAUUUGCCGAAUACUUCCUGUAUUCUCAAAGACCAUGCUCCUUUAACUGUGGAAUUUGGAAAUUCCUAUUCAGAUCAGGUUGUUUGUUGAUAACUAUGUUGUGACAUCAUCCACAAUUGGUGUAUUUUUUAUAUUUUAUGUUCAACUGUUCACUUGAUUCACAAGGAACAAAAUUUACUCUUGCACUGUUAGAUUUGUACUGAAUUGUUGGUGCAAUGAUUGCCCAAACAUGAAAUGAGACCAAUUGUGGUGUAGAAGUAUAGCAGGGCUCAAAGACUUAGUACUGAUGUGGUACUGACACAGCAGUUUUGUUCCAAUCUGUAGCAUUCCCACAGAGCCCUCUGCAGUUAACCCCCUUACUGGGUGUGAACCACCAAACCCCAGUAAUCUUGUUCACUGCAGCAGUUGAAUGCUCACUUUUUUUCUUUUGAUACUGUGGCCAAAUUUCAGCAAAAGUUGUCAAGUUAUUGGGACCACCAUAGGUAUAAUGUUUCCAAAUCAUUGGAAAAGUUGUGUUACAGGACACAGUGGCUGAGACACGGGCCUAUUACUAGUCAACUGUAGUUAAAACAACCUGCCCAUAAUAAGUUAAAGUGCUUUAAAAAUAUUUAUUGUAACUCAACUGACAAAAUUAUGCUUUGUGAAGAUUGUUAUUACAUUACGUAUAUUGUUAAUUCCUGUUCUUUUCCAGUGCUGUUCAAGUAAUGUACUAUUUAUUAUUUUUUUAAGUCAAUAAACCAUUUUAUUUCACUACAA